AUGGCCUGCCUGGAGGUUCAGAGGGCUGGAGAUGUUGGUGGUUUUGGUGGUGGCCUCGGUGGUGGCUUUGGUGGUGGCUUUGGUGGUGGCUUUGGUGGUGGUGAUGGGCUCUUGGUGGGCAGUGAGAAGGUGACCAUGCAGAACCUCAAUGACCGCCUGGCCUCCUACCUGGACAAGGUGCGUGCCUUGGAGGAGGCCAAUACUGAGCUGGAGGUGAAGAUCCGUGACUGGUAUCAGAGGCAGCGGCCCACUGAGAUCAGAGACUACAGCCCCUACUUCAAGACCAUUGAGGAUCUGAAGAACAAGAUCCUCACGGCCACUGUGGACAAUGCCAAUGUCGUCCUGCAGAUCGACAAUGCCCGCCUGGCUGCGGAUGACUUCCGCACCAAGUAUGAGACGGAGUUGAACCUGCGCAUGAGCGUGGAGGCCGACAUCAACGGCCUGCGCAGGUUGCUGGACGAGCUGACCCUGGCCAGGGCCGACCUGGAGAUGCAGAUCGAGAGCCUGAAUGAGGAGCUGGCCUACCUGAAGAAGAACCAUGAGGAGGAGAUGAACUCCAUGAGAGGCCAGGUGGGUGGAGAUGUCAACGUGGAGAUGGAUGCAGCACCUGGCGUGGACCUAAGCCGCAUCCUGAAUGAGAUGCGCGACCAGUACGAGAAGAUGGCAGAGAAGAACCGCAAGGAUGCCGAAGACUGGUUCUUCAGCAAGACAGAGGAACUGAACCGCGAGGUGGCCACCAACAGCGAGCUUGUGCAGAGUGGCAAGAGCGAGAUCUCUGAGCUGCGGCGCACUGUGCAGAACCUGGAGAUUGAGCUGCAGUCCCAGCUCAGCAUGAAAGCAUCUCUGGAGAACAGCCUGGAGGAGACCAAAGGCCGUUACUGCAUGCAGCUAGCCCAGAUCCAGGAGAUGAUUGGCAGUGUCGAGGAGCAGCUGGCACAGCUGCGCUGCGAGAUGGAGCAGCAGAACCAGGAAUACAAGAUCCUGCUGGACGUGAAGACACGGCUGGAGCAGGAGAUUGCCACCUACCGCCGCCUGUUGGAAGGCGAGGAUGCCCACCUCUCCUCCUCCCAGUUCUCCUCUGGCUCACAGUCAUCCAGAGACGUGACCUCCUCCAGUCGCCAGAUCCGCACCAAGGUCAUGGAUGUACACGAUGGCAAGGUGGUGUCUACCCACGAGCAGGUCCUUCGCACCAAGAACUAAGGCUGUCUAGCAUGGCUCAGGCCUAGGAUGUUCCCUGCGUGGACACAGCUCUCACUGGAGGAUCCCUACUCUUGCCUCCAAGCCCUUCACACCUGAGCCCUACUUCACCCUUUUCCCUCCCCA
This is a messenger RNA of Tupaia belangeri chinensis (Chinese tree shrew), 1323 nucleotides long. It is a transcript of the gene KRT14, whose product is annotated as keratin 14. Gene Ontology annotation, cellular component: keratin filament; cytoskeleton. Bases 1 to 1200 code for a protein of 399 amino acids. Gene Ontology annotation, biological process: intermediate filament organization; epithelial cell differentiation. Gene Ontology annotation, molecular function: structural molecule activity. The record is from RefSeq and is a predicted model, not a curated record. The transcript has 9 exons. NCBI's taxonomy places the organism in Eukaryota, Metazoa, Chordata, Mammalia, Scandentia, Tupaiidae.